GUGUCAUAUAACAGACACCCUGUGAGCGCCUUUAAAAUUGCGCAGUGUUGUUGAAGACUUGCUCGACUGUAUUACCUUGGCUUUGUCGCUAGAAGCCGAAGAGUCGUCACAGUUUGGUCACAUCUGAAGUCUUUCACUACCAUCAUGCAAGCAGCAAUAUUCCUCCUCGUUGCCUUGGUAACUGUGGUUCUUUCACAAGAUCGUGUGGUCGAUCCACUCGAACCAAACUGCGACAAUUGUCCUCCUGGUCCGCCUGGGCCUAAGGGUCUUAUAGGUGAGCCAGGUUUCCCUGGCUACCCAGGAGAACCUGGUGAUCCUGGCAAGGUUUUGUAUCGUGGUACUGGUUUUCAAUGUGGUGGCCAGCCCUGUCCUACCGGCAGUCCAGGAGAAAAAGGUUAUAUGGGAAUACCUGGUGAACCAGGUGAUAUCGGUCGCUCAGGUCUCCCGGGUGGUAAAGGAGAACCUGGUGAUCUUGGUGUGCCUGGAAAACCUGGUCCUCCUGGUGCUGAAGCUGGUGAUGUGAUGUAUCUGCCAUACAAACCUGGAGAUAGUGUAGGACAAGUUUGUUACAGUUUCCGCAAAGUUUGUGCUGUGCCAGGACUACGUAACGGUUGGCGUGGUUGGUAUCGUGAGGGACAAAGCGGUUAUAUGAUUUACAAAAAAUGGAUGUAUUUUGUUACCUUAUCUGAAUGUCCAUGUGAUUAUGACAAGCCUAAUUUACCACAGCCAGCGAAACCCAGCGAUUGCGUGCGUCUUGGAGAGUGCCAAUGAACUGGGAGAAUAUUAACAUACGAAAAAAACAUUUCUCCAUUAAAGAUUAGUGUCUUUAUAUUAGAAAUUUAAAACGUGUUUUGAAAUACAUGCUUUUGG
Dendronephthya gigantea is the source of this 870-nucleotide messenger RNA. Its product is annotated as cuticle collagen 34-like. Lineage: Eukaryota; Metazoa; Cnidaria; Anthozoa; Malacalcyonacea; Nephtheidae. The transcript is spliced from 3 exons. Bases 145 to 771 code for a protein of 208 amino acids. The record is from RefSeq and is a predicted model, not a curated record.